AUGGCAUGGUACUACGAUGGUGGUAGUAUCCUUCAAUCAUUCCGUGACAUCCAAAGCAGUUCAAACCUUCGUAUGGUAGGUAAUAGGUAUCCUCCGCAUCAUGGUUUGGGUGGAAAGAAAGGCCGAGUCUUGGGAUUAUAUUCUAGUCCUGAAUUGUUCAUUGUAUUACCAGAAGCGGAGGGUGGUGAGCAGGUGAACGUGAGCGUGAAUGCCUACCUAUGA
Messenger RNA from Botrytis fragariae, 222 nucleotides. RefSeq lists its product as uncharacterized. Lineage: Eukaryota; Fungi; Ascomycota; Leotiomycetes; Helotiales; Sclerotiniaceae. The coding region runs from base 1 to 222 and encodes 73 amino acids. The record is from RefSeq and is a predicted model, not a curated record. The transcript has 2 exons.